This is a messenger RNA of Magallana angulata, 3252 nucleotides long. RefSeq lists its product as uncharacterized. Lineage: Eukaryota; Metazoa; Mollusca; Bivalvia; Ostreida; Ostreidae. Gene Ontology annotation, molecular function: calcium ion binding. The transcript has 21 exons. The record is from RefSeq and is a predicted model, not a curated record. Bases 282 to 2720 code for a protein of 812 amino acids.
AUUUGUCUCAUAACCAAAUGCAUGGCAUGUGCUAUUAUUGAAACCUUGGCAAUGUACAUUCACCCUAACGUUAUACGAUGAGAAAGGUGCGCCUGCCAAAUCGAAAACCUAUAUUGUUAAUAGAAACUCAUUUUCAAAUACAUCUUGAGUGAAGUGUUAAAUUUUUUUCCGUGUUGAUGUGUAACAAGGAUUUACAAUGAAACGUAUGUUAAACAAGGGAAUUGGCGCGUUUCUGGAGCACUCUGGUACAUAAAGAUUGAUCUGAAUUUCCUGACAUAAAAAUGGAGGUUGAAACCAAUAAAGGUAUGGAUUCAGCGAUUGGAAUGAAACUUGUGAACAAGGCUGGAAGCACACCGUUUCAGAAGAGAAUCGCUUCCAUUGCGUUCAAAUCAGGAGAUGACGUCACGGAUUGGAUGAACGCUGGCAAUAGGGCCACUGCCAGCAUCAAAACGCCGAAAUAUGGACUGCGCCGCCGCCCACCCAAGCUCCCGUCGCCGCUUGUUAGAAUCCCCGCCAGCAGCAUCAGCGACACGCCCACAACGAUGACAUCAGACUCGAUAUCUCGUUCUACAUACGUAACGCUUAGGGGAUCUAGUAUUACGCCGUACGCGUACUUGAACUCCGAGACAUCCCGAACGAAGUCCACCAACAAUGCGCCUGAUGAGGCGGUGUUUAGAAAGGAUUCGACAAACACGGACAAAACCUCGAGGGUAGGCUUGAGUCAGAAGGAGGUUCUUGGUCCUAUCAAACGCAAUGGGAAUCCUCCCUCUCUUAAAGCGUAUUCCUCAAUGGAAAGGAAUUCUAACGGUUCUUUGGAAAUUGCUAAAAUCAGCGAAUCUGCACCACUACACAGAUCAGAGUCCAAGAAAAGCUUGUUGCAUCCAACGUUUCGUCAUAUGUCCUAUACUAACAGGACGAGAACGUCAAUGGAGGAUGGCGAAUUCAACAUCAACCCCGAACCGGUCCCCUACCAACCUCAAAACUUCAUGCAAACCCCGCUUCCCCGUAUAGGGCCGGAGUCUUCCACACUACUUAAGAAGGUUCCUAUACCUAAGCGUCAUUUAGACUCGUUCGGAGGUUAUGAAUAUUCAUUAGGUUCAAAACGCGGAGUGAUUCUGCAUACAGAUCGGUAUCAAUGGGACGCCCCAAAGUCGUUUGAGGGCAUGAGUCAGCGAGAUCGACUAAGGGCAGAGCUGGAGUAUAUGGAGAGACUGCGGGGGAUCAAACGACGACGAGAAAUGCUACCUCACAGGGCUCAGCUCGACCUCCUGAUGGGGGGCAAAAAGGUGGAAUUUUCCGAGAGGUUUGAUAUCCAGAGGGAGAUACAGAAACUAAAGUCUCUGAUCAUGCCCCAGAAUGCCCGGGAUCUAUUCCACGGCAAAGGGUUCCAUUUGCCAGAUGAACACUCGUCUCUGAGGCCUCGGCGAGCUCCUAUGCUGGACUAUGACAGCGACGAGGACACCUCAGUACCAUCUAGUCACCGUCUGGGCAAGCAAGCCGUUGACCCAGAUACUGGGUUGCCCAGAUCGAGGCUAAGGCAAAAUAUCGGCCAACUUCCCAGAAUUGUCAACAAAAACAUAAUAGGUUCUUCUGAAUCACCUCUUCUGUUAGCCAGAGAAAAGCGCACUGUAGAUCAAAUUAAAGCUAGAAUUAGCAUUCCCGCAGAGCUACAGCGCGGCCGGAGACCUAUCUCCAUUAAAAACCACGAUAUGGCCCAAGAAACGCCUCGGUUCUCGGAGGACGGACCGUGGACACGAGAUCAGUUCGCUCGCCAAGGUCGAAAAUUUGGUAUGAGUCCAGCCUACCUGAAGCGAUCACGGACAAAUGUCCCAUCAAAGAUGGAUCCCAUGGUCAACAGGAGCACGACAUUACCGCCCAACGACAGACAGCUCAAUCUUUCCACAAGAAACGAUGCAGUGAAGAGAGUGGAAAUACCGUCUGCUGGUGCCUUACCAAAGUCACGUGGUACAGAGAAACCAGAAGCCAUGGUGGAUCCGGACACCAAUCCUUUGCAGAUCGACAAUCUUAAAGAAAACCUACCGGAAGAGGAUGUGGCGGCUUUGGAGAGAAUCGAGUCCCGCCUCUCCGGGAGAUCUAAGCUGAUUGAUAGCCCGGUGAAAGCGGCGACGCCCAACCCCCUGAAGGGAAGUGAACUCUCACAUCUUUUGCCGGAAGAAAAGAGAGAUGAGCUGAAAAAAACUUUCCAGAAAUUGGACACAGAUGCUGACGGGCAUUUAAUGUAUCAGCAAAUUAAAUCCCAGCUUCCACCGCAGAUGUCAGUUCAGCAAGAACGUUUCCUCAAACAGGUAUACGAUAUCACUAGCUCCAGUACAUUCUUUGGGGUGGACGAAUUCAUGACCAUGUCAACACUCACAAAGAAAGUGCAGGACCUCAAAUCUGAAGCAGCAGACAGCUUUGGAAAUCUAGAUUUCGCUUUAUUGCAUGAUCAAAUCAUUAAAUAUGUGGAUUUGUUCCAGUCUGUGGACAGAAUUCACAGCGGGAAAAUCUCGCUCGAGUCUCUACAGGAAGUGCUGUCUGCGGCCCUAGAAACGGAUCUCUCAGCAGACGACACCAACUGGAACAAGAUCCUUGAAACUGUCGAUCCUGACGAAGGCGCAAAAAUAAGCAAGAUCGAGUUCCUAGCACACAUUCCAUAUUUUCUGAGUUUGAAACUAAAGCCCGGACCUGGUGCGUUGCCUCAUAGUCAGCGAUUCCAGUAAAUGCAGGCACAACUACAGUACAUAUUCUACCAAUUCAAUCCAUUUAGUCGGAUUGACCAUGUAUUCAUUAAAUUUAAGCAUCCGAAACGUGUACCAUUCGAAAUACUUAUUUAUACUUAUUGAUUUGUGUUUAAAUUAUGCGUAAUAUUAAACUGAGAUGUGAUAGAGAAGUUUUAAUCGGUGAAAUCAAAAGUUUUUCACGUUAUAUUUGAAUCACAGCAGAAAUAUGCAUUUGUCGUGUAGUAAAUCUUGAAUUAUUGUAUGGACACUUUUGACGCUAUUAACUACGAUAAUUAUGUGUGUUAAAUGUUCAUUCCAUUUAAGCUGUAGGUUUCAACGAUUCAUCGAAGCUAACCUGUGAUAUCAAACAAACCGUCUUUUGUACAUGUUUAUAGAUAUAUAUAAUAAGUGCUGUAACUCUGUGUGAAUUUGUAUAUAGGUUUAUUUAUAUUUUUGUAUGUACGUUAUUUCAUGAUGUACAUGUAUAAAAUCAUGUUUAUCUCUCUCUGUGAGAAAUAAAGUUUUACUACAG